AUGGGUCGCAAGGCCAAGGCCACCAUUGUUGCUUUGGCGACUCUGAUCAUUUACGUCUCCGUCAACAGCAUUGCCCGGGCUGUCGAUCCGCGAUCCUUUGUCUGGUAUGAGGAGGACAAAGACGAGCGGAACUGGAUCGCGACCUCGCGGUCCUGGUUUGACCGCAAGAGCUGCCGCUGGCUUGGCGUCUGUGGUGCCGCACACCUCCAAACAGCCGGUGGGCACUUCGGGCAGCGCAACCCCGAGAAAUGGCACGAAUCGAACGAUACCGAGUCGGAACCAUGGCGAUCCUACUGGGUUAGCGGAACGAGUAAUCAAUCCGAGUGGGAUGCCGAGGAGCGGGCUCGGCGGGAGAUUCCCGACUAUGUUUUUGACUAUGCCCCACUUGUCCAUCUCUAUUCCGGGGAACAGUUUUGGCCCGGAGACAUCGCCGAGCAUUUGUAUCACACCACUCCCAUGCUCAAUUACACUCCGAUCCAGGCCCAAUGGGACCAUCCCACGUUAGACAACCUCAAGGAGCUCAACCAAUGGGAAACCGGACGUCAUGUUUUCUUGUCCAGCAACGAUGACGUGCAAACCCGCCCUCCUUGGCUCGAGGGUGAGAGGAAUAUUCCGGAGUCCGAUGAAGAGAUGAAGGAAUCAUGGGCCGAUUGGGACGGUCGAGUGGAUGGCAAGAUCCCCGGUGACACCGAAGAGGAUCGCGCCGAAUGGUUGGAUUUGAGACAUCCAGAGGACGACGAUCGAGAUAUGGGAUCCUUGCAGGGUCAUCGAUUGCUGAGACAGGAACUGCGCAAACGCUAUGGCGGCAAGCCGAUCCAGGAACCAAUUCAAGACACGCCCAUGGAAGGAGCGGGAGGUCGCAGCGAUGCGCCGGUGAUUCUGCUUGUGAUGGAUAAAGGCAAUGGAGUCGUGGAUGUCUUCUGGUUCUUCUUCUACAGCUUCAAUCUGGGUAACACCGUUGCCAAUGUGCGUUUCGGUAACCAUGUUGGUGACUGGGAGCAUUGCAUGAUGCGAUUCCACAACGGUGAGCCGAAGGCCCUCUUCUUCAGUGCCCACACAGCUGGCGAGGCCUAUCGAUAUGAAGCUGUGGAAAAGAUCGGAAAGCGGCCGGUUAUCUACUCCGCCGAGGGCAGUCAUGCCAUGUAUGCCACAGCCGGCGUGCACGAGUAUGUCUUGCCAUGGGGGCUCCUCCAUGAUGUGACCGACAAAGGCCCGCUAUGGGACCCCAUGCUCAACUCCCAUGCAUAUACUUACGACUUUCACAAUGAUACCCUACGCGCAUCCACGCACAGCCCAACGUCACCAACAGACUGGUUUUACUUCCGCGGCCACUGGGGCGACAAAUUCUACCCACUAGGCGACUCACGACAAUGGCGCUUUGCCGGCCAAUACCACUUUGUAAAUGGACCUCUGGGCCCCAAAUUCAAGCAUCUCAAUCGAGUUAAAGUGUGCCAAGGAUCAGACCGAUCAACUUGCGUGAUCAAAGACUGGAUUGGAGAAGAUGUCCGAAGCCCACGGUGGGACUCCGUCGGGGUUGGCGAGUGA
Penicillium atrosanguineum is the source of this 1545-nucleotide messenger RNA. RefSeq lists its product as uncharacterized. Bases 1 to 1545 code for a protein of 514 amino acids. The record is from RefSeq and is a predicted model, not a curated record. Lineage: Eukaryota; Fungi; Ascomycota; Eurotiomycetes; Eurotiales; Aspergillaceae. The transcript has 2 exons.